UAAUCCCAUCUCCUUUUUCCACUACUUUUCAAUAGCCAUCCUCACAACCUCUGCUCUGCCCCCUCUACCUGAUACUUCUGUCAACCUCUGCUCUCCACUAAUCAUGCAUAAUUUUCAAAUCCCUAAUCAGCUAUAAAUUGCUUCUUUUUUAGAGUUUGAUUUAUGCUGGAUGCAGAAACAUGGCAUGGACAUAUUGCACCUAAGGUUAGAUGAGUGUUUGUAGAAACAUCGGCCCAACGGCGACAUGUCAGCAAGCUUGCACAGUGCUCUCAGUCACCUAGCAACCCUUAAACUCACAGAACAGGCUUUCAUGGACUCAAUCUUCCUCCUCGGCCAAGCACACCGUGCCGCCUUUCUCCAACAUAUGACACAGUCCUUUGGAUGUAGUUACAUUUGUCUCUGGUCUAAUUUGCCCCUACCAUCCAACUGCUUGCUGUUUUUGGAUGGAAUCUACCAAGAAGAAAGCAGCCAGCAGCCAGGGCCGUCGUCUGGAAGCCUGGUCAGACGGCUUUUCAAUGCAUAUUGUGAAUCAGUGAACUAUGUUGACGAUCAAGGGCGAGUGCCGGGCUUUGCUUUCAAGAACAAUAUCCCUUACAUGGAGGUGAAGUUACACGGCCUUGAGAGGCGGUUGUCGAGUGAAAUGCAGAUGCAGUUCUAUCAGGAAGCUGGGAUUAAGACUGUCGUGUUCAUGGGGUGCGCCUCGGGAGAGAUUGAGCUAGGUAUAUCAAGUGAGCCUCGGGUAGACUUGGAAAUGGAGCUAAAAAGCUGGUUCCCUGUCGAUUUCUCUAGACAAAAAGCUCCCACAGAACUCCCUCAGCCCACCAGCCAAGACCGGCCCUCAACAUCGUCUUCAUUGCUAAGGUCGUUAUCGGUUGACAGCAGCGAAUACUCACUUCUAUUCAAUGUACAAACCUCGUCGUUCAUCACAAAGACCCCACAAGCAGUACCGGCACUGAUCAGCACUAGUCCACACCAUCAUUCGCAAGCCGAAAACGCCUUAAGCCAAAUCCGCAACAUCCAAUUCCCAACAAUAGAGAGCGAAAAUGCUGCAAUGACGAAAGCCAUUCUUGCUGUCUUAUCUUCUCCCUCCACUUCCUCCUCUUCCAACACAAACUUGCCUCCUGUUAGCCCUGCAGGCGACCAUGGGCCGGCUGCAUUUAGACGUUACCGAUCAGGUCUAGCGCCCGUUGCAGCAACAUCUCAGAAGCACAACAUGUUUAAAAGAUCGAUAUCAUUCUUCAGAAACUUAAACAUGAGAAGAAGACAGGAAUUCCUGAUUCAGGACCGGCCAACAUCGACACAGAUGCACCACAUGAUAUCAGAGAGAAGACGACGAGAGAAGCUGAACGAAAGCUUCCAAGUUCUGCGAUCAUUACUCCCUCCAGGAUCAAAGGAUAAGGCAUCAGUUCUAAGCAGCACAACUGAGUACAUAAGUUCACUGAAAUCCCAAGUGGAGGAACUCAGCAAGAGAAAUCAGGAACUGCAAUCUGAGCUCUCGACGACCGCCCGAAAAGAAGGUGGCGGGGAAGAAGUAGGGUGGCUGUCUUCUUCAAGUGAAACGGUGAGUGUAGAGAUUGCACAGGUUUCAUCAGCAUCAGCAUCAACCUUAGAAGAAGCAAGAUUCUUGGACUUGAGAGUGAGGUUAAGAUCAGGAGAAUGCAGCUUGCUGGAUUUGGUUAUUCGGGUUCUAGAGUUCUUGAAUCAGCAUAGCAAUCUCAGGUUGUUGUCUGUGCAAUCCAACACCAGGCUGGUGGAAUCAGUUCCUGUUCAUGGGCUAGUUUUGAGGUUGAGAGUCAAGGGAGACGAAUUUGAGGAGCGUGGUUUCCAAGAAGCUGUGAGGAGAGUUGUUGAUCACCUACCACAUUCACACUAACACCAACCACAUGUACACCAUUUAUAUAUAUUUUCGGAUAAAAUAACAACUAUUUAUCAUAAUUAUAAAUAUUUUUUAUUAUUUAAAAAAUUAU
Messenger RNA from Sesamum indicum (sesame), 1967 nucleotides. RefSeq names its product putative transcription factor bHLH041. Gene Ontology annotation, molecular function: protein dimerization activity. The record is from RefSeq and is a predicted model, not a curated record. Lineage: Eukaryota; Viridiplantae; Streptophyta; Magnoliopsida; Lamiales; Pedaliaceae.